Messenger RNA from Talaromyces rugulosus, 2646 nucleotides. RefSeq lists its product as uncharacterized. Gene Ontology annotation, biological process: mRNA export from nucleus; ribosomal small subunit export from nucleus; ribosomal large subunit export from nucleus. The transcript has 4 exons. Gene Ontology annotation, cellular component: nuclear pore. The coding region runs from base 1 to 2646 and encodes 881 amino acids. Gene Ontology annotation, molecular function: structural constituent of nuclear pore. Lineage: Eukaryota; Fungi; Ascomycota; Eurotiomycetes; Eurotiales; Trichocomaceae. The record is from RefSeq and is a predicted model, not a curated record.
AUGCCCAAGGUUACCAGUCACACGCCGCCUUGGCUCUGCCGACCAUCUCCAGGCGCCUCGUUCUUUACUGGGAAGACCGCUGUCGCUGUUGACAAGCACGCGCCAAAACGAGUCACCUACGAGGGCCCUCAGAAGACCCUAGCUCAGCGAGGUACCGAGGUUUUUGCAUUGGUGGACAACCAAAUCCGAUGGUCGAACUUGGUGACCCUCAAGGCCGAGUCGAGCUCGAAGCCAAAGUCCAAAAAGAAUGAGACUGGCAAAGGUGCAAAACCCGAAAAGGAAUUCUACAGAACCUUGACGGUCCCUGUUUACGGCGAGGUUAAACAACUGUUGAUAUCUCCAAACGGCGUUUUCAUGGCAGUUGUCACUGUGCAUACUGUCCAUAUCGCGAUACUGCCAGAUCCCUCCCACCUGUCGAGCUCUGAGACCGCUCCACUCCGCCUCAAAACGUAUCAACUUGGUCCUACAACGCAUGUGAUUCCAGAGUCGCCGGUUAUCUCAGCCUUAUGGCAUCCUCUGGGCACCCACACCAAUGUCGAAGCGUGCAUAGUGACAGUCACAGCCGAUGCUGCAGUUCGAGUGUGGGAGUUGGAUCGAAACAAUCAUUGGUCGUUUGACCGCCCUACGCUGGCAAUCGAUCUCACAAAGCUCAUUGAUGGGACGUCUUCCGAUGAAGAUUUCACGCCUCCUGGAUUUGGUAAAAACAAGGGGUUUUCUGCAGACGCGUUCGACAUGGAAGUUGCAUCUGCGACAUUUGGUGGAACAGCACAGGAGGGCGAAGAUGCAUGGGCGCCAAUGACCUUGUGGGUUGCAAUGAGACCGGGAGAUUUGUAUGCGCUGUGUCCGUUGCUUCCUUCUAAAUGGCAGGCGCCAUCUGCCACCAUCCCGGCUCUUUCAGCUGCUAUUAUUCCUAAACUUGCAGCUGCAGAGGAGGAGUUUUCUGGAGUUGAAGAUGCGGAAGAUGAACUGGUAGCAAGUCGCCAGCAGUACGAAUGGCUCAAGGAGAUUGAUGACCAGGGCUCUUUAGAUACGCCUGAGACCGACGAGUUCUUAGACAUGGAGAUCUUUAAGCGUCCUGUCAAUCCCAGUGCUAUUCCUCGGCUGCAGGGUCCAUUUCAAUUUGACGCAGGGGAGCAGAUCGAUGAUCUCAAUCUGACGGACUUGAUCGUGAUCCCAGCCAGACUUGACACUGAGGCUUUGAUGACCGGCGAAGAUGAUGAGGAUAUGUUUCAGAACGGGGAGGAGAGCCUCUCGGUUACUAUUAUAUGCGUGUCAACUGCUAGUGGACGUGUUCACGUCUGUCUGGAGCUGGAUGGCGUGGAGGGCCAAUGGCUCCCCAAAGCCAAAGCUAAUACGUUCAGCACGCCCCUCUCAGAACCAUCGGACCUGGUUCUUGUCGAGUCGCUAGAUACCGUGAGAGAGCAGUUACGUGAACGGCAUUGCUGGCCAACAUUUACCCACGACAUCCAUUCGCGGUAUGGCUUUUACCUCACAACUUCCAACAACGUGUCCUUUAUCUCGCUCUCCUCAUGGGCCCAGCGAUUAGAAGCUGAACUUCAGUCGGACGACGUUUCGGGGUCGCAAUUCCGUUUGAAUGUACUCUGCGAUGGCUCGAUAGCCCUUCGCGAGCUAAUCAUUCAACUGAAUGAAGAUGAUUCUUCGCUGCAUGAAGAACCACACCAUCUGUCGAGCUCCUUGGUGUUUUCUGACUACGAUUUUGGCACCCUACUUCUUACUUACCGAGGAUAUGCGCCUCAAGCUGCAGUUCUCGAUGAGCCUCAGAGUCAGGCUUUGCAGUCAUUCUCGGAAUCGGUGAUUUCUCAUCUCAACGCCCCCGUCUCGCAUCCCCCUCCGCUUUUCUCCAAGCCUCAGCGGGCGCCAUACCAGGUGCCGGCAAUCUUUUACACCGAUGAACCUCUUGGAACAUUUGUCGAAGACAACGUCCCCCACCGACACAGAGCCGGUCUCCGAGACACUGUCAGGCUCUCACCAUCCACCCUCGACACAGUUGCUGCUGCACACAGAGUGCUUGCUGCGCACACGGGCGUACUGGAAAAGGCAGCAGCAGACCUGUUCCGUCGCUGCGAACGUCUUCGCGGCGAGAUGAAAGACCAGCUCGAAGGAAUCGCCACUAUCGCUGAGCGCAUCAAAAAUGUUUCUAGUCAUAUUGGUAAUGACGGCAAUAGACAGGAAGGCUCCCGAAGCGAGGAAGCUCUGAGCAAUAGACUUGCUGCUGCGAAGCAGAGACAAGAUGACCUCGUAUCGCGCUACUCGCGUAUCCGAACCAAGCUCUCGAAAGUCGGUGGUCGCCCGCUUAGUGAGAAGGAAAAUGGAUGGGUGGCUGAGGUUGAUAAUCUGUCUGCUUCUGUUCUCGAAACGGGCGAAGACAGCGAGGCAUUGGGAAGGCGGUUGGUAAUGGCCAAGUCACUUGCCGACAGCCUCCUAGCAGAGGUGAAGCGCAUAUCAGCAGAACAGCCGGCUUCGGACACUGCGGUCUUUAGUCUAAGUCCAAGAUCGCAGCCCAAGAUUCCAGCUAAACUGCAACGGGCCAAGGUGGCGGAUGCAAUGAAGAUGAUAGACAGAGAAUCUGCGGUUAUCGAUGCUAUUACGGCAAAACUGGAGCGUUUGAACUCGGGAUUUUCGUAG